Messenger RNA from Trichomonas vaginalis G3, 555 nucleotides. RefSeq names its product protein of unknown function, DUF1349 family. NCBI's taxonomy places the organism in Eukaryota, Parabasalia, Trichomonadida, Trichomonadidae. The transcript has a single exon. The record is from RefSeq and is a predicted model, not a curated record. The coding region runs from base 1 to 555 and encodes 184 amino acids.
AUGGAAGGAUUCACAUGGAUGAAUGAGCCACUUAAUUUCAAAUCAUUGCCAAAUGGUGUUGAGAUAACAACAAAGAAGGAUACUGAUUUUUGGCAAAGAACUCACUAUGGUUUCAGGAGAGAUGAUGGUCAUUUCCUUUACAAGAAGAUUAAAGGCGAUUUCAUUCUUGAAGCUUCAACAGACUUUGCAGGAAGUGUCAUCUAUGAUCAAUGCGGAAUCAUGGCAUGUGUUGAUGAAAACAACUGGAUCAAAUCAAGUACUGAAUUCGAGAAUUCUGAGUUUAGUCAUCUUGGUGCUGUUGUUACAAACAAUGGCUAUUCUGAUUGGUCAACACAAGAGAUCCCUUCUACAGUUCAUUCUGUUAAAUACAUUAUGGAGAGAACAAAAGAUGCUUUCUUCAUCAAAGCUUCAAUCAAUGGUGGUAAGUUUACUCAAAUCCGUGUUGCUCAUUUCGACGCUAACCCAGAAGAGUUAAUGGUUGGUGUUUAUGCUUGUUCACCACAGAGGGAAGGUUUUACAUGCAAGAUCACAGAUGUUAAAAUUACACCAAAAUAA